CAGACAACAAAGCAGCAAGCUCUGACCAGGGUUCAUAGCCAAUGUCCUCCUGAGCAAUCAUCAGUGGUCAUGUCAGGACAGAUGCAGGGGAAAGCUGAUAUUGCCAGUGUGUUAUCUGUUGGAUAUGAGGAGCAAGCAGAAUCCCCUUCAUGCAGCAAUACAAAUAUGACUAACAGAGCUGAGUCUUCAUAUGAAACUACUGAGCAGCUUUUGGUGAAGGCGGAUGGUAAGGAGGUUAUAAUAAUCAGCUCUGACGAUGAGGGAGAAGAGCUCAACUAUUCAGAAAUGGAGCUUUCAGACAGUGACCCAAUGGAGGAAUGCUACAGGAUCUUCAUGGAGGCCAACAAUGAGAAUAAAGGAAAUGAAGAUCACCUUGACUUACCUAUUGGAGCUAUGGAUGUUGUGAAGCCGGAGGUAAUCACCCUACCUCCAACAUUACGAGGAAAAAAGAGAGUAGCUCAUGAAGCCAAACCUACAGAGCUAGUGGCUAAGAGUAGACCCCAGCCACAGGUUUUGGUUCCUCUCCGUGGGCCAGCAGCUUCAGGAUUUCGCUCCUGGCCCUCUGUCACUUCCAAGAUCCAGCAAGUACAGCAGAGAGCCUCCAUGCUGUCUGCUUCAGUUAAAGGCAGUCACGCUUUUGUUUCCUCCUCAUUUCAAAAUAAGCCAGAAACCCAGAGUGCACCUUCUGCUUUGACUCAAACCCCUGAAAACCUGCAGCCUGCACCUAUGCAAAAUGUUUGUUUGAACUACAUACCUGUAGGCAACAACUUCCACUUCAUCCUCCCAGAGGGCACCAUCCCUCUGCCUAUUGCUUCCAGUUCCAGCCCAGUUACUACAGUGCUUACUCCAAUCAGCCAAAUGCAUCAAAGCGCUUUCACAGUCAAACAAAUGUAUCAUCCACCUGUAGUUACCCCUGUGCAGAGAUAUCGCUCAACAGCACCUGUGCUCAUUCCUCCUCUGGCACGUAAACCUUCACUGACCUCUGCUUUUGCAUCACCAUCUUUACAUUCAAGUCUAGCUUCCUCUACAGUUCCUCAAGCUUCCGUCCAGGCUCCAGUAUCCACAAAACGUAAACUGAAGCAGCAGUGUGAUGCUGCCAAAGAAAAAGUGCCCAAUGACGUCCGCCAGCGUUACAUCAGCUUGUUCACAGAGGAGUUCUACAAAACAACAGGCAAUGCUGAUUUUGCCUUGGAAAAGGCUCUUGCUGAAGAGAAGACUGUGUACAAUCGCAGCGUGAACAAAUUCAAAUACAUGAGCAUUGCAGUGAAUGCACUUAAGAAGUUGAAGAACCAAAGCACUGUUGCUGCUAAAGAUGAAAAUGAAGUCAACAGCCAAAGAUUGAAAGGCAACGUGCCACUUAACCUAAACAAGUUUAAAGCAAACGAUGACAUGGCAUUGUAUGAGAGUUUGAAGGAUUAUAUUUUGACUGAUGAAAAGCUGACAGAGGGCAACUAUCCUGUCCAGCAUCCAGAGAGACAUGGCUGUGCUGUUCUUUUUACUGAGAAUAAGAGAGUGCAUGCAGAUUCCCUCAAGAGGAUCUGCUGUCGAUGUGGAGCGACAUACUCUGUGAGUCAAACAGGCAAACAUAUUCGCAAGGAGGAGUGCAUUUAUCAUUAUGGGAAAGCAGUUACGAAUAGAGUGCCAGGUGGAGUGGAAACCCGCUACAGCUGCUGUGAGGGAGUCAUGGGAACCCCUGGAUGUCAGAUGUUCAAGUUGCAUGUCCAUGACUCCCUCAGCCUGGAUGGGUUUGUAUCUACUUUCUCCAGAUGUCCCUCAGACACCAGCUGUCCUGGUAUUUACUCCUUGGACUGUGAAAAGUGUUAUACCAUCCAUGGUUUGGAGCUAUCCAGAGUGACAGUGGUCAACUCUAGUCUUCAAGUCGUCUAUGACACCUUUGUCAGACCUGAUAAUGAAGUUAUUGACUAUAACACAAGGUUUUCAGGCAUCAGUGAGGAAGAUGUGAAGAGUAACCACACCUCCCUCAGAGAGGUCCAAGAAACCUUGUUGAGCUUCAUCAAUGCCAACACCAUUCUCAUUGGACACAGCCUGGAAACAGACCUCUGUUUACUGAAGUUGCUCCAUGGGACGGUGGUGGAUACAUCAGUGGUCUUCCCCCACCGUCUGGGUCCCCCUCACAAGCUGACCCUCAACAGGCUCACAGCUGAAUACCUCAGGAGGAUCAUCCAAGAGAGUGUUUGUGGUCAUGACACUGCAGAAGACGCUGCUGCCUGCAUGGAGCUCAUGCUGUGGAAGGUCAAAGAAGAUGGAAAAAUGAAAAAAUGAUAGCAAUAAAAACAGUCUCUGCUGUUCAUACAUGUAAAGACACAG
Acanthochromis polyacanthus (spiny chromis) is the source of this 2328-nucleotide messenger RNA. RefSeq lists its product as uncharacterized. The coding region runs from base 70 to 2283 and encodes 737 amino acids. Lineage: Eukaryota; Metazoa; Chordata; Actinopteri; Pomacentridae. Gene Ontology annotation, molecular function: exonuclease activity; nucleic acid binding. Gene Ontology annotation, cellular component: nucleus. The transcript has 15 exons. The record is from RefSeq and is a predicted model, not a curated record.